GAGACAUCUAAAUUAAAUACAUUACUGGCAUCAUCUGUUCGUCGUGGAACUGUGUUAUGUCGUGAGUAGCAACAGCGGUUGUCCACGUAUCGUAGAAAAGAAACAAUCGCGUUCGUGAUUUACGAACAACAAAUGGCUAACGCAUUAGGUGCCGUUGAUUGGGAAGAUCUGAGAAGACAAGCGAGACACUUGGAGAAUGAAAUCGAUGCAAAAUUGGUAGCGUUCAGCAAGCUUGGCAUCAAUAGUGGCUCCAAGCUUGUCAACACCGACGAAGUGCCACUAUUAGACGAGGAACAUGUUUUCGAGAACAUGGCCUCUGAAAUUGAGGCAUUGCUCGCGAAAUUGAUGUCUAUAAACGAAAGAAUGAGCGAGUUACAGCCAAACGGAGCUGCGAUGUUGCACACGAUGCAACGUCACAAAGAUAUAUUAAAAGACUACAAGCUGGAGUUUAACAAAAUCAGGAAUAACUUUGCCGCGAGGAGAGACAGGGAGGAUUUACUGGGCAGCGUCCGCAAAGAGAUCGAUAACUACAAAAGCGUGAGCGGGCUGAACCGUCGGGAGAUGUACAUGAAGGAGAACCAGCAUAUUCAGGCUUCCGAUCGUUUGCUGAACGAUCAAAUAAGCAUUGCGGUGGAAACGCGAGAACAUUUGAUGACCCAAAGACAAACGUUCAAACGUAUUCAGACCAGGCUGAACGACAUCUCGAAUCGAUUUCCAGCGGUGAACAGUCUGGUGCAAAGGAUAAAUCUGCGGAAGAGACGAGACUCGCUUAUCCUCGGCCUUAUUAUCGGAUUUUGUACGUUUCUCAUGCUGCUUUACGCUUUCCACUGAAUCACCUUCGAUACCAAAGUACUUCCACCCAUAGUGAGUCGUCGAGGGAUACAUACAUAAUAUGUAGACGAGGUAUUUGGUGAUGUAUUUACUAUGUAUAAUGAAUUAGGGUAUACUCGAGUCGGGAGAGUGGACACGGAAUCGUAUGUAACUUGUGAAGAUGAAUCUUGAACGAAUGAUCGGACGAUCGAAUGCAUGUUGUACCUCUUCCUCGUGAAAGAGGGAAAAAUGAAACGACAACAAAAAUAAAUGUUGAACUGUACAGUUUUUUUUAUACUUAAUGUAAGUCAUGGACGAUACUGUGUAAAGAACAAUUUUGAUCCAUGAUUGAUACGUUAAUUUAAUAAAUGUUAAAACGAACGGUGGAAGCUUUACGCAUUUACAAAAUUA
Ceratina calcarata is the source of this 1221-nucleotide messenger RNA. It is a transcript of the gene Gos28, whose product is annotated as golgi SNAP receptor complex member Gos28. Gene Ontology annotation, molecular function: SNAP receptor activity. Gene Ontology annotation, biological process: inter-Golgi cisterna vesicle-mediated transport; vesicle fusion; endoplasmic reticulum to Golgi vesicle-mediated transport. The coding region runs from base 133 to 831 and encodes 232 amino acids. The record is from RefSeq and is a predicted model, not a curated record. The transcript is spliced from 5 exons. NCBI's taxonomy places the organism in Eukaryota, Metazoa, Arthropoda, Insecta, Hymenoptera, Apidae. Gene Ontology annotation, cellular component: cis-Golgi network; SNARE complex; Golgi membrane.